AAGACUAAGCACAAGAUCACAAACAUCAACAACUUGAAGACUGCACGUGUGUCGAUGUGGUGAACGUGAAUCUGGCCGCAGGUACACGAGAAGACUAAGAUUAUCAGCGUGUGCCUGCACGGACCAUGCCUUUCUUCAUCAGGAACAAGAGGUCAGGUGGAAAUAAACCCAAGAAAUUAGGAGGAAAAAAAGCUCAGGCUAAGAGAAAAACUGAUGUCAAAAGUCAGCAGUUAGAAAAGAGAGGAAAAUUUGCCCCAAACCUAGAUGAAGAAAUUACCAGUGAGGAGGAGGAAGAGUAUGAUAAGAACAAAAAGGUAAUUGAAGAGGAAGAUGAAUUGGAGGAGGAGACAGCACAAGAGAAAAAGGUCCGACUGGCACGUCAGUACCUGCAGCAGCUGCAGGAACAGAGAGCUCAAGAUGAAGAGGACAAGUUGGAUGACGAGGCCAUCCGCACUCGGCUCCGAGAAGAUGUUCUUGAGGCUUCCGGAAGACUUAGAAAAAAGAUUGCAGAUUCUUACUUGGAGCCUGAGGCUGAUGACCUGAAAGUGUUCAGGUCAAAAAAGCAAAGACUGUCCGUUACUUGCAUAACUGUCUCUGCUGAUGAAAAAUAUGUGUUCUCUGGAUCAAAAGAUGCUUCGUUGGUGAAGUAUGGCAUGGAUGGCGAAAAACUUGGCACUAUUCUUGGAGGAAGAAAAGGUGCCAAAGAUUCACAUGUUGGACACUGCUCUCACAUAUAUACCAUCGCUGUGUCUUCAGAUGGAAAGUUUCUGGCCUCAGGUGAUGCAGGAGGUUAUAUACAUAUUUGGAAUCCAGAAACUCUUGAACACCUCAAGACAUUUAAGAAACAUCGAGGGCCCAUCUCAGGCUUGUCCUUCCGAUGGGGUACUCACACACUCUUCUCCAGCUCACACGACAGGAUGGUCAUGGUGUGGAACCUUGAUGCCAUGGCCUUUGUGGAAAACUUAGGUGGGCACCAAGAUGCAAUAACAGGCCUUGACGCCUUCAUGAGAGAGUCAUGUAUCACCAGUGGAGGAAGAGACCAGUCUGUGAUUGUGUAUGUGCUGGUGGAGGAUAAACAGCUGCGAUUUUCAGGACACUAUGAUUCCAUAGAUGGUGUAAAGCUAAUCAAUGAGAAGACGUUUGUCACUUAUGGCCAAGAUGGAUACCUGGCUUUGUGGACAACUCUCAAGAAGCGUCCACACUGUGUGGUGAAAGCAGCACAUGGCUACCAAAGCAAUGGGAUACCAAAUUGGCUCACUGCUGUGGCUACUCUGAUUAACACCGACAUCAUGGCCUCAGGAUCAAUGGAUGGCUAUGUUCGUGUGUGGAAGGUGGAUACAGACAGGCACAAAUCAGUGAAGCCGUUGUUCUCUGUUCCUAUACCUGGUGUGAUCAACUCCCUGGCCUUCACAACGAGCGGCAGUCACCUUCUAGUUGGAGUAGGGCAGGAGCACAAAAUGGGAAGGUGGUACAUAGAGAAAUCUGCCAAGAAUUCUGUUGUUGUUAUACCUUUGAAGAAAAAAUAGAAGUAAUUUUCUAAUAAAUUAAUAUUUUUAAUGA
Molecule: messenger RNA, 1560 nt
Organism: Portunus trituberculatus (swimming crab)
Lineage: Eukaryota; Metazoa; Arthropoda; Malacostraca; Decapoda; Portunidae
Gene: U3-55K
Product: U3 small nucleolar RNA-interacting protein 2-like
Exons: 8
Coding region: 126-1526 (466 amino acids)
Cellular component (GO): small-subunit processome
Molecular function (GO): protein binding; snoRNA binding
Source: RefSeq, a predicted model, not a curated record